Messenger RNA from Paramecium sonneborni, 747 nucleotides. The record is from the annotation of a GenBank genome assembly. NCBI's taxonomy places the organism in Eukaryota, Ciliophora, Oligohymenophorea, Peniculida, Parameciidae.
AUGUUUAGUAUAACAAUAAUAAUUAACAAAGGAAUUUAGAAUUCACUUACUUCAUUAAAUUAUUCAAUAUAAAUUAUAAUCCCAAAUGCUAUUGCAAUUAAGCAAAUCUUAGCUGAGUAUGAAUCUAAAUUAUUUAGUUUAGAUGAGCUAUAUGGUAGAUAUCUUAUAUUGAGUUCAUAGUAAAUAAAAACAAUCAAUAAAACUAAAACACCUUUUUUAACGAUAUUUUCAUCAUAAUAAGUUAAGCAGAUAAUAAUUAAUUCCUUUUCUAAUAUUUUUACUAUUUCCCAAAAGUAGGCUGUAAUUUUAUAUUCAUUAUAUAGAUAACCUAAUUGUUGUCUACUUACUUUUGAAUUAAGAUUAUUUCUAUUUAAGUAGAGACUAAAGUAUAAAAAAAAGGGGAUAAUAACUGCAAAUACCAAUAAAAUUGGUAAACAGAAAGUUAGAAGCCAAAAAAUAUGUUCUUCAGUAUCAUAUCUAUAAGCAACAUUGGCUUAAAUCCAUUUAAAAUCAGAAAUAUUACGAUAUGAUAUUAGAGAUAGAAAUCCUGCAAUUAUAUUAGGUUAUAUAAAUAUGUACAAAUAUAUGAAUGUUGUAGUGAUAACACUUAAUCUAUAUUUUAAGAAUUUAGUUAGUACUCCAAUAAAAAAGCAUCCUAAAAAUACAAUUACAUAAAAAAAGGGCAAAAUUAAUUGCCAAAUCAUUCGAGAAUAAUGAAUAUUAAAGCUAAAGAUAUCAAUUAGAAAG